Chelmon rostratus (copperband butterflyfish) is the source of this 4960-nucleotide messenger RNA. It is a transcript of the gene cnot4b, whose product is annotated as CCR4-NOT transcription complex, subunit 4b. The transcript has 13 exons. Gene Ontology annotation, molecular function: metal ion binding; RNA binding; ubiquitin-protein transferase activity. The record is from RefSeq and is a predicted model, not a curated record. Gene Ontology annotation, cellular component: CCR4-NOT complex. Bases 228 to 2630 code for a protein of 800 amino acids. Gene Ontology annotation, biological process: protein ubiquitination. NCBI's taxonomy places the organism in Eukaryota, Metazoa, Chordata, Actinopteri, Chaetodontiformes, Chaetodontidae.
GGUGUAUGUAGGUAGCCAGUACCUUUAUAAGCUGAGAGAAAAGGCCGGUUGUUUCCAGAAGACAACUGCUACCGUGUCCCAAGGACGGCAGCUCUCUGGAGCGGAGUUCCUGUCCCGAACAGGCAGACUUCUCCUUCAACAUCCUGGAGAGGAGUCUCCAAUAACACAUAGGCAGGUGUCUGCAGCUCCUCCUGUCCCCGUCCUGUCCAGUAGUGUGAAAUCGCAGGAUGUCCCGGAACCCCGAGGUGAAGGAUAGCCCGAUGGAGUGCCCGCUGUGUAUGGAACCACUGGAGAUCGAUGACGUCAACUUCUUCCCCUGCACCUGUGGGUACCAGAUCUGCCGCUUCUGCUGGCAUCGAAUCAGGACAGAUGAGAACGGUCUCUGUCCCGCCUGCAGAAAGCCGUACCCAGAAGACCCGGCAGUGUACAAGCCGCUGUCACAGGAGGAGCUGCAGAGGAUAAAGAACGAGAAGAAGCAGAAGCAGAACGAGAAGAAGCAGAAGAUCACAGAGAACAGAAAACAUCUGGCCAGCGUCCGAGUGGUCCAGAGAAACCUGGUGUUUGUAGUGGGGCUGUCUCAAAGGCUGGCUGACCCUGAGGUUCUAAAGAGGCCAGAAUAUUUUGGGAAGUUUGGGAAGAUACACAAAGUGGUGAUCAACAACAGCACAUCAUACGCUGGUUCACAGGGGCCCAGUGCCAGUGCCUAUGUCACAUAUAUUCGGUCUGAAGACGCUCUCAGAGCAAUCCAGUGUGUCAACAAUGUAGUUGUUGAUGGCAGAACACUUAAGGCUUCUUUAGGAACCACAAAAUACUGCAGCUACUUUUUAAAGAGCAUGCAGUGUCCCAAACCAGACUGCAUGUAUCUACAUGAGCUGGGGGAUGAAGCAGCCAGUUUCACAAAAGAGGAGAUGCAGGCAGGAAAACAUCAAGAGUAUGAGCAGAAACUACUACAAGACCUCUACAAAUUGAACCCGACCUUCUUGCAGACCUCAGUUGUGUCAGGGGACAAACCAAAGAGCAAAGCCAGCUCUCUGCAGAGGUCUAACAGCUCCAGUAAAGAUGGCUGGCUGUCAUUACAGCCGUCAGAGAGGACAACCAAUGGUCUGUCAUCAGACCACAGAAAGAGUCCGCCAUUAGAUGGCUCUGACUCUGAACACUUGACCCCUGAGGGGCCCGAACCUGACCUCAGCCUUGGCCCUGUACCGGCCCUCUCCCCUUUCUCUUCAAACUGUGACCUUGCUAGCCCCAGCAACAAACUGCCAGAAAUCAUCAGUAUAGGCAACGGUGAAACCUCACAACUGCUCCUGGGCAGUGACUCUCCAUCGCCCCCCCCUGGCCUCAGUAAGCCCAGUCUGGUGGUUCCCAUCAGUGUCACAGGCCACACAGUUCACUCCCCGUUUGAGGCAGCUGCAGCAGAGUCCCAGUCACUGUUCUCAGACAACAGUAACUUCAGGCAUCCCAACCCGCUUCCCAGCGGACUGAGCGGCUUCCCCAGCUCCCCACACAACAAUGCUGACUGGCCCACUGCACCAGAGCCACAGAGCCUCUUCAGCUCAGAUACCAUCCCGGUGUCAUCGUCCACAGACUGGCAGGCAGCAUUUGGCUUCGGCUCAUCCAAACAGCAGCAGGAGGACGACCUGGGCUUUGACCCCUUUGAUAUCACUCGCAGGGCUCUGGCUGACCUCAUAGAGAAGGAGCUCUCUGUUGAAGACAGCUUCAGCAACUCCCUGCCUCCCGGCUCCUUCCCCCACAGAACUCAUGGACCCCUGCUAAACAAAGGCCUUGGGCCCCCAGGAGGGCUUCGACUCCCCAACCACCUCCCACCCUCUCAUCACUUCUCCCAGCAUCAGCACCCUCACAGGGGAGGGUACGGUUCCUACAGCUUCCCUACUCACCCUUCAUCGUCAUCUUCAUCCUCCUGCUCCUCCACCUCCUCCUCCUCAGCAUCUUGUGGUUCCUGGAUGGGUCCCCCCUCCUCGCGCAAUAACUUUUUGCAUUUGAACCACAGAGUCAGUCCAACAGCCUCCACCUCACACAGCAGCUUCUUGGACUUGACAGUGCUGCCAAGACAUCACAAUACCGGGCUUGGAGGAAUCCCCAUCUCAGAAAACAGCAGUUGUGUAGAGAGUAUAAGUGUGAAAGAGUGGCAGGACGGCCUCAGAGCGCUGUUACCCAACAUCAACAUCAACUUUGGAGGACUGCCCAACUCCUUGUCUUCCUCAUCGUCAUCCUCCUCCUCAUCUAGCAUCAACCACACGGGGGCACCAGGAGUUUCUGGGAGUGUUUCUCAUAGCCUCUGCUGGGACGACACAGCCAGCUGGAUGGACCCAGCCAUCAUUAGAGGUAUCCCAGCGCCCAGUAGCAACAGUCUGGACUCUCUUCAAGAUGACAAUCCUCCGCACUGGCUGAAGUCCUUGCAGACGCUCACAGAAAUGGACGCCCCACCCAGCUCCGCCUCACAAAACGGUCCCUUUGGGAGCCAGCCACCACCCCACAGAGCUGGUUGGGCACACUACCCGACUCCCACCAACCAGUUCCACUCCCCACCACCAGGCUUCCAGACAGCCUUUAGAACCACAACACAGACCAAGACAGAGCUGCUACAGAGCGCCACUGUCGACCGUCACUAGGGACUGUCAGUACGCACAUACACACACACACCACCCCAGACCAAAUCAGCAGAUACACAGUGCAAAACUAUUAACAACUAAUAAGAUAAUAUAAUAUUUUAAUUUCUUCCUCCUGCAGAUCUUCUGAGCUCUUGUGUUUCUUGUCGUGGUUUCUGAUUGGUUGGUCUGGGCAAGCUAUCCCAGACACAGCUCCCAGAGAGUGUAUGUGAGAGUUGCUUUGGAAAAACAGUCAGUGGUUCAUUACAGAAACUGUUUCCACGAACCUGUAAGGGAAGUAAUUUAGAGACAACAAGCUGCAUCUGAGAAUCAGACCCUUGAUUCUUUGAUCGGGCAGAAAUUGAAGGUUUAGGUAUCGUAGGGUGUAAGGGGCUGCACAGCUAUGGAAGUAUAUUGAUGACAAAAGUUUUGAGAGAGCACAAAACUGUUUUGAGCGCUACUCAGUCCGCAAGUCAACCUGAUCCCUUGAUGGAAGAUAAACCUAAGUCUGCAGGUGGGCGACACAGCCAGAGACUCAUCAAAGUGUUGAGAAUGGUUUGGAAACCCAGAAGCACAAAUCAAAGACUUCAUGCUGGGAUGUUUUGAUCCUGCAGCUCAUGAUCCUGUGUCAUGCAAAGAAAAUCAAGUGACACAUUUUAGAACACACUGCGGUGAAAUUGUGUCGCUCAAAGCCUUUGCUUGUGACAUGUUUGAGCAUGUUUGGGUCUUAAUCAAACUAAAAAGUGGUACAGCAAAAUUCAUAAAACAUGAGGGAACAACAACACAGAGUCUCAUCUCUUUAUUAACUGUAUGUUUGUGGCACCCAGGAUUUGGUUAGUGUGUGAAUGGAGUUGUACACCUGUUGUGAGUUUUAUGUUUGACCAAUCGGCAAACUCUGCUCCAGUAGUUCCUGGGCCAUUGACAGAGGAGUUAGUUCCCUGUGCCCACACGUUCCUACACCGGUGCCCGGGCCUUUGUAAAAGUUCCUGCGGUGGGUGAAUGUUAAUCGAAGUUAAACUCUGCAAAGAUUCCAUUGAUAUAAUUAAUUUUAAUUAGAAAUCUAUUUUAAAUUCUCUCUCCAGCUCCAGGCUACUUUAGCCGGCGACUAGCAUGACACACCUGAAUCUCUCUCUGAGUUUUGUUCCCUUUUUUUAAACUGUCCACCACGAGUCUGACAGUGUUAUAGGAGGGCGAUGCAAGAUCAGUGGAAUACUCUUUUAAUUUACACAAUUGUGUCGAGAAAAGACAAAGGGAAGAGAUGCAAUACUUGUAUUGACAGGGAAGCAGUGUUCCCCUCUGGACAGGCGAUGCUUGUUCUGUUUAUUCCACGGUAGUGGUCUGCAUACAUGGAUGUUUUCACAUCUGUUGGCAUGUAUGGUCCACACAUCUUCAUGUUUUGGGCUUAACGUCCCUCAGCGACAUACACUUGCAAACAGAACAAUAAUUUGUGCAAAGGAAUGCAAUGCUUUUCACUGAUCAGUAAAUGCAUUUGGAUCUGUGCCACAGGCUGAAAGCCUUCCAAGUUAAAAGUGUGUCUGCGUGGACCUCUUUUAAGCUGCUCAGUGAGUUUUCACCUUGUGCCCCUGGAGAUCUGUUGGCCAAACCUCUGUAUCAGAGGGUUGAAGGAAGACAAACAGCAGCAGGAUGUGAAGGAUCUCAGCUCAGAUCAGGUGCAGUGCAGUCAGUGCCACUGUGUGGCGCUCACUGUCAGCCGUCUUCUGAGACCUCGCCCAUUGUCCCAGAUUUCUAUGACAGCUUAAAACCUCAAAUACAUGAGUGAUGAUGACAUGUGGGGUUGGCUCUGUUGUUCUGUGGUCAUGUAAUUUGUAUUUACUCAGACAGGAAGUGUUUUGUUCAGUCAGUCAUUUGUCAUUUGUUGAAUGUUUCGCAUGUCAGCUUUUAGAUAUUUAAAUCAAAGAGUUCUAUUUAGAACAUUUGAGAAGAGGAUUUGUUUGUAAAAAGAGUGUUUUUAAUGUAACCGGGCUGAAGCAGGACGCUCUUUUGAAUGAAACACGUAACCUCACAGGAAUUUUACUGUGUCUUUAUCAUAUCAGAAGAUGAGUUGACUCUCGAGGCGCUGUGUGCUGGGAUAGAAGCUUCAGACCAACUCAAACCAUCAGUAACAUGAGGUGUACAUCAUGUACCCCUUCUCAUCCUAAAGCUUCAGUUUUUCAUUGUCCUACAUUGUGUCUUUUUUCCAUCAGGUCCUGACAUCUUUCGUAAUUCAACAGUAUUCUUGAGGAUUAGGACACUGAUGCAAUCUAACAUGUCACAAUGUUCAAACAUGUGUGAAAUGAAGAGCUGAGGGGGAUCCCAUCUCUCUGCGUCUGGAACAUUAAACAAAUAAUCAAAUA